Messenger RNA from Temnothorax curvispinosus, 782 nucleotides. Its product is annotated as cytochrome P450 4C1-like. Lineage: Eukaryota; Metazoa; Arthropoda; Insecta; Hymenoptera; Formicidae. Gene Ontology annotation, molecular function: heme binding; oxidoreductase activity, acting on paired donors, with incorporation or reduction of molecular oxygen; monooxygenase activity. The record is from RefSeq and is a predicted model, not a curated record. The transcript is spliced from 3 exons. The coding region runs from base 70 to 609 and encodes 179 amino acids.
UAUUUCCUAGAUAUAUAUUUGUUUCCACGUAUAAACAUCACAAUAACAAGAGAAGCCUUUUAAUUAACAAUGAUGAUACAGGAUCGUGUCAGGAACGAAGUCAAUACUGUCUUGCAAGAGAAUGAGCAAAAGUUUACUAUGAACUUAUUGCAAGACCUACCAUAUUUGGAGAGAUGUAUAAAGGAAGCAUUGCGCUUAUAUCCUAGCGCAUUUGGAAUAUCACGAAUUGCUGGGGAAGACGUAAAAUUACAGUCAUAUUUGGUACCUGCUGGAACAUUCUUGCAUCUUAAUAUUUACGGAGUCCACAGAGAUCCCAAUUUUUGGUCAAAUCCAGAAGUAUUUGACCCUGAUAGAUUUUUGCCUGAAAAGAUCCGACAUCGUCAUCCUUAUUCGUAUUUACCAUUCAGUGCAGGACCACGUAACUGCAUCGGUCAACGAUUUGCUAUGCUGGAAAUGAAGGCGAUGAUAGCUCUUCUGGUACACAAUUUCUACUUGGAACCCAUCGAUUAUUUAAAGAACUUUCGGCCGAAGGUUGAUUUGGUACUUCGCCCUGCUCAGCCACAUCGUGUAAAAUUUAUCCCUGUCUGUAAAACGAAUUUAAGCCUUUGAAGCAAAUACCGAGUUAAUGAACAUCAUAGAAGACAAAGGAAAUGUUUUAUUUGCUUACAAAAUGAUUGUCAAUAGCGUCGUAAUAGUAACACUUUGCACACGUGUCAUUAUCGGUACAACAUUGAAAUAUAAAAGAAAUGUAACAAAUAUAAAAUAUAUAUUAAAUAAACAAU